This is a messenger RNA of Melampsora larici-populina 98AG31, 2877 nucleotides long. RefSeq lists its product as uncharacterized. The record is from RefSeq and is a predicted model, not a curated record. The coding region runs from base 1 to 2877 and encodes 958 amino acids. NCBI's taxonomy places the organism in Eukaryota, Fungi, Basidiomycota, Pucciniomycetes, Pucciniales, Melampsoraceae. Gene Ontology annotation, biological process: chloride ion homeostasis; potassium ion homeostasis; cell volume homeostasis. Gene Ontology annotation, molecular function: potassium:chloride symporter activity. Gene Ontology annotation, cellular component: membrane. The transcript has 9 exons.
AUGUCAUCAUCAACAGAUUCUACUCAAGUCAUUUCAUCAUCCACUUCAACUAUCAGAAAUCAUCAUCAUCAUCAUCAUCAUCAUCAAAUCAAUCAAGAACAAACCAACUCAAAUCAAGAUUACUUUAAUUAUUCAAAUGAUGAUCUCAAUCUUCAAUCCAACACUCUACCAUCUGAUCAUGAUUCAUUUCAUUCAUCUGAUCCAUUACCAUCACCACCACCACCACCACCACCACCACCACUACCUACUCAUUUCGUAUCAGGUGCUUCAAGAAGAUUACCUGAACUACAACAACAAUUACAUCUCAAUCCUGAAUCUACUUCAGAUUCACCUCAACCCAACGAAUUAGAUCCUUUACUACCCUUUACAAUCGAUCGAUCACUUCCUACAUCUCAUCAACAUCAACAUCAUUCUUCAUUACCAUUCAACACAGAUCCACAUCGACUUCCUUCACCCUUCCAACUCACUCAUCCAUCCUCUCAACCUUCUCACCCGAAUCUUAAAUCUCAACGUAAGAUGGGUACCUUUGAUGGAGUCUAUCUUCCGACAAUCUUAAAUAUCUUUAAUAUCAUUUAUUUUCUAAGAUUUGGUUAUUGUAUUGGUCAAAUCGGAUUGGGAGCUACGAUCUUACUGCUACUUUUGUCUUAUUUAAUUAAUACUUUAACAGUCUUUUCUUUAUCUGCUAUUGCUACCAAUGGUCAAGUUCGUGGUGGUGGUGCUUACUAUCUCAUCUCUCGUACACUCGGUCCUGAGUUUGGUGGUUCGAUUGGGAUCUUGUUUUGUCUUAGUCAAGCCUUAACAGCUUCGAUGAACAUCAUUGGCUUUGUAGAAAGUUUAAUCGAAGUGAUCCAUUCACACUUCAAUCCUCCACUUCGAACGCCUUUCAAUCCAACUCAUUCCAUCGAACCACUCUCCUCACCCAGUCCUACCCUUCGAUAUUUCAUCAAAAGUCUUACCCUUUUCUUCGUCACAAUCUCUUGUAUCGGUCUAGGUAGAACUAAGAUCUUUUCAAAGAUGACUAGAUCGAUGGCCACAAUCUUAUUGAUCACACUCAUCUCCAUCUUCUUUUCGUUUCUUCAAACCAAACCUUUUGAAGACUCAUCCGAACAUUUCCUCUAUACUGGUUUCUCAUUCAAAACCUUUGAAGAAAACUUUUAUCCUUCUUAUUAUUCAUCUCGAUCUGAACCUUUGAAUCCAUCUCUUUUGGUUUCGCCUCAUUUUUCUGAUUAUCAAAAAGUCUUUGGGAUCCUUUUCCCUUCGGUUUCAGGUAUCUUAGCUGGAAGUUCCUUAUCAGGCGAAUUACGAAAACCUAGUAAAUCGUUACCUAAAGGGAUCUUAUGGGCUUUGAUCUGUGUGAUGAUGAUUUAUUUCUUUAGUUUGUUGGCUUUAAGUUUGAGUUGUGGAAGAGAUGGAUUAAGUUUUGUCAAUGAACGGAACGCGUUGAAUUUAUUAAUGUUUCAAAUCUCAAAUUAUAAAGUCCUGGUCGGUUUUGGGAUCUUAGUGAUCGCUAUCUUUUCUAGUAUUAUGGGAAUCACAGUGUGUGGGAAAAUCUUACAAGCGAUCUCUCGUGAUGGUUUGAUUCCGAUCUUAAAACCUUUCUUUAGUCAAGGUUCUCAAAUUGGUGAUGAUCCGAUUUAUUCGAUUUUGUUUUGUUAUUUGUUUUGUCAAGUGGUUUUAUUUUAUAAUAUUAAUAAAAUCUCAAUUCAUAUUACUACGAUUAGUCUUUUAAUCUUUGCUUGUAUAAAUUUAGCUUGUUUUACUUUAAGGAUUGCUGGGUCUCCUAAUUUUAGACCUAGUUUUAGACUCUUUUCUGAAUGGACUGCUCUUUUAGGAUUAGUUUUAACAUUUGGCAAGUUACAUUAUUCUUCUCCUGCUAAACAAUGGGGUGAAGUGACUCAAUCUAUCAUUUAUCAUCAAGUUCGAAAAUAUCUUUUAAGACUUGAUGAAAGGAAAGAUAAUGUAAAGUAUUGGAGACCACAAGUUUUGUUGUUUACUAAUGAUCCUCGUCAUGAUUGGAAUCAAAUCGUGUUUUGUAAUUCAUUGAAAAAAGGUGGAUUGUAUGUUUUGGCUCAUAUUAUUAAAUCAGAAUUUUCAUCUGAAUCGAUUCGAGAAUUACAAGAACAACAAUUGAAUUGGUUAAGUUUGGUGGAUAUUUCGAAUAUUAAAGCUUUUGUGGAUAUCACACUUGCGCCAGAUGAAAGAGUUGGAGCUCGUCAUUUAUUACUGACUUCAGGUUUAGGUGGGAUGAGACCUAAUAUUUGUAUGUUGGGAUUUCCAACGAAUUUAAAGUGGAGAAGAAAAGGAAAAAUGUUUAGUGAGUCAGAAGAAACCAAUGAAACAAAUGAAAGAAGACAAAAAAGGAUGAAGAGAAGAUCGGAUAGUUCAUUGACUGUGAAAGGAUUGAUUAUCGAAUCAGGACCUGAAGUGAAGAUUGAUUGUUUGGGAUCAUUACCUACUGAUUCACAAAGAUCUGAAACACCUAUUAAACCGAUUGAUUUUGUUGGAAUCAUUGAAGAUUCAUUAAGUUUAAAUAAAUCAGUAGGACUGACCUAUGGAUUUGAGGCUUUAAAGUUACCUACGUCUAUUAGUAAACCACAGAGUCAAGAAGCAAACCAUCAUCGAUUACAGCUUAGUACGAGUUUAGGAGGAUUAGCAUCAGCUAGUUUUGGAGGAUUAGGUGGGAAUGGAAAGCCCGCCGAGGAAGAACCGAUCAAGAAGAAAAGAUGGAUCGAUCUUUGGCCGAUCUUGAGAGAUGGUGAAUCGGGUUGGGAAACUUAUACGAUGGUCUUACAGUUGGGAAUGAUCUUAUCUAUGGUACCGUCUUGGAGAAGUCAACAUACUUUAAGAGUUGAGAGCUUAGGUGACGAUUUUUUGUGA